This is a messenger RNA of Hydra vulgaris (swiftwater hydra), 1014 nucleotides long. RefSeq lists its product as uncharacterized. The record is from RefSeq and is a predicted model, not a curated record. NCBI's taxonomy places the organism in Eukaryota, Metazoa, Cnidaria, Hydrozoa, Anthoathecata, Hydridae.
AUGGUUUGUGGAUUUUUAGGCUACAAAAAAGAUGAUAACUACGUUCAAUUGGGUUUAAAUAACAAAGCAAAAUUAUAUGCGGACGACUUAAAGGUGCUAGCAAAAUUAGAUGAAAAUGAUAAAAAUUUGCAUAACAAUUCCCUUCAAGAUGACUUGGACUAUUUCUUCGAACAGUCAACUAAACGGCUAAUAAGCUUUAAUAGUGAUAAAGGCAAGAUAAUGCACAUAGUUCGUGAUAACCCAAAAAAUAAAUACACACUAAAAUGCAAUAAUGACGAAUUAGGAACAUCUAGAAAAAAUCUUAAAGAGACAUUGUUAGAACGAGACUGGCUUGUGAAUACUAAAAAAAUAAAUACACCUAAAGGAGGGCUUGGGAAUACUAAAAAAAGAAAUACAUCUAAAGCAGGGUUUGGGAAUACUAAAAAAAUAAAUGCACCUAAAGCAGGGUUUGGGAAUAUUAAAAAAAUAAAUACACCUAAAGCAGGGUUUGGGAAUACUAAAAAAAUAAAUACACCUAAAGCAGGGUUUAAGAAUAUUAAAAAAAUAAAUACACCUAAAGCAGGGUUUAAAAAUACUAAAAAAAUAAAUACUCAUAAAGCAGGGUUUGGGAAUACUAAAACAAUAAAUACACUUAAAGCAGGGUUUGGGAAUACUAAAAAAAUAAAUACACCUAAAGCAGGGUUUGGGAAUACUAAAAAAAUAAAUACACCUAAAGCAGGAAUUGGAAAUAUUAAAAAAAUAAAUACACCUAAAGCAGGGUAUAAAAAUACUAAAAAAAUAAAUCCACCUAAAGCAGGGUUUGGGAAUAUUAAAAAAAUAAAUACAACUAAAGCAGGGUUUGGGAAUACUAAAAAAAUAAAUACACCCAAAGCAGGGUUUAAAAAUACUAAAAAAAUAAAUACUCAUAAAGCAGGGUUUGGGAAUACUAAAACAAUAAAUACACCUAAAGCAGGGUUUGGGAAUACUAAAAAAAUAAAUACACCUAAAGCGGGUUUGGGAAUACUAAAAAAAUAA